AGUCUGUUGAAUAAUGAAAGAAUUUGCCUGACAGGGUUUUGUAGUGUUUCCUCUUCUUGAUGAAUUAUUGCAGAGGAUAGACGACAGUCUUUUGUUGAAAAUGCAUUGGAAUGACUCAUCCAAUUCCUCAGAAAGUGACAAUGAAGCUCAUUCAGCCUUCACACAGACUGAGCACAACAUAGUUGCAGCUUACUUAAUAACAGCAGGUGUGAUAAGCAUUUUCAGUAACAUUGUUGUGUUAGGCAUCUUUGUUAAGUACAAGGAGCUUCGGACAGCAACCAACGCAAUUAUUAUCAACUUGGCUUUUACUGAUAUUGGUGUUAGUGGCAUUGGUUACCCCAUGUCUGCUGCCUCAGACCUGCAUGGAAGCUGGAAAUUUGGAUAUACCGGAUGCCAGAUCUAUGCUGCCUUAAAUAUCUUUUUUGGGAUGGCGAGUAUUGGUUUGCUGACUGUUGUUGCUGUUGAUCGUUACCUGACCAUCUGCAGGCCUGACAUAGGAAGAAGAAUGACCACCCGUAGCUAUGCCACUCUCAUCCUUGCUGCUUGGAUAAAUGCAGUUUUCUGGUCUUCCAUGCCUACUGCAGGCUGGGCCAGCUACGCUCCAGACCCCACUGGAGCAACGUGCACUGUAAACUGGAGGAAAAACGAUGCGUCCUUUAUUUCCUACACAAUGAGUGUAAUUGCUGUUAAUUUUGUUGUGCCCUUAACAGUCAUGUUUUACUGUUAUUACAAUGUUUCCCGGACAAUGAAACAGUAUGCCAGCAGUAACUGCCUGGAGAGCAUUAACAUAGAUUGGUCUGACCAAGUAGAUGUGACAAAGAUGUCUGUUGUGAUGAUUAUAAUGUUCUUGGUGGCAUGGUCUCCAUAUUCUAUUGUGUGUUUGUGGUCUUCCUUUGGAGACCCAAAGAAAAUUUCUCCUGCGAUGGCCAUCAUAGCUCCUCUCUUUGCAAAAUCUUCCACAUUCUAUAAUCCCUGCAUUUAUGUCAUUGCAAACAAAAAGUUUCGGAGGGCAAUCCUGGCAAUGGUGCGAUGUCAGACAAGACAAGAGAUAACCAUAAACAAUGCUUUGCCCAUGAGUGUAUCUCAAAGUGCACUGACAUCGCAGAACUCCAGUCAUUUGCCUGCAUAAGUUACAUGGAAAGGAGUGAAAUCUGGGUUCAAAUUAAUGAAUCUUUUGGACAAUUUAUUUUUGAAUAAUAAUCUUUCCCAGCUAGCUGUUUUGUGUUAGUCACAGUAAUCUUUUUAGAGAAGUUAAGAAGACAAAACCUUCCAAGACUUUAGUUUUUGAGAGUGAGGUUUAUGGUCCAGUAUUUCUGUCACAAAUGAAAAGGGGUA
This is a messenger RNA of Pseudopodoces humilis (Tibetan ground-tit), 1335 nucleotides long. It is a transcript of the gene RRH, whose product is annotated as retinal pigment epithelium-derived rhodopsin homolog. Gene Ontology annotation, biological process: visual perception; G protein-coupled receptor signaling pathway. Gene Ontology annotation, molecular function: G protein-coupled receptor activity. The record is from RefSeq and is a predicted model, not a curated record. NCBI's taxonomy places the organism in Eukaryota, Metazoa, Chordata, Aves, Passeriformes, Paridae. Gene Ontology annotation, cellular component: membrane.